Molecule: messenger RNA, 659 nt
Organism: Rhodamnia argentea
Lineage: Eukaryota; Viridiplantae; Streptophyta; Magnoliopsida; Myrtales; Myrtaceae
Product: protein transport protein Sec61 subunit beta-like
Exons: 2
Coding region: 170-412 (80 amino acids)
Biological process (GO): intracellular protein transport
Cellular component (GO): Sec61 translocon complex; endoplasmic reticulum membrane
Source: RefSeq, a predicted model, not a curated record
GUACAGGCACGACGAACGGAGGAGCCUUCGGGGGCCAUCGUCAUCGUAUAUAAAGGCCACUUCCGAGACUCCGACCAUCGCACGAGUCAAAACGCGUUCCUUGGGAUCUUCGGAGUUUGCAAGAUCUACACGACCGGUUCGACUCAGAAGUUAACGGCUGUCGGAAGAAAUGGCAUUGAAUGGGCCAGCGCCACCCAGAGGUAGCGCAGCAGCUGCUGCUAGCAUGCGGAGGCGGAGGACAACUGGUGGUGGUGCCUCAGGAGGAGCAACUGGGACAAUGCUGCAGUUCUACACCGAUGAUGCCCCGGGACUGAAGAUCUCCCCAAACGUGGUUCUUGUUAUGAGCAUCGGCUUCAUUGCUUUUGUUGCCGUCCUUCAUGUCAUUGGUAAGCUCUACUUGGUCCGAAGAUAGACUCAACAGCGGAUUGAGAACAGGAAAAAUAUGUAGUGGUUCGUUCUCUCUUGAAUCGAAUCGGUGUCUUUUUUGUUGUAAGACAGAAAAUCAUGAAGUUUACAUUUUAUAGAUCAAUGUUUGACGUGGUAGUUUGACUCAGUUUACUAGAUUGGCUUUUUCGUCAGGCACUGUAAAAUUUUCAGAAGUUCUUCUGAAAAUGUACUGUUGAGGAUUUUGUUUUCUUACUUGUCCGGAGUUUUGUUCU